Molecule: messenger RNA, 4744 nt
Organism: Salmo salar (Atlantic salmon)
Lineage: Eukaryota; Metazoa; Chordata; Actinopteri; Salmoniformes; Salmonidae
Source: RefSeq, a predicted model, not a curated record
UGUUGAGAAACUUUGCAUAAAUCUUUUUUGGGGGCAACAUCGGCCAUUCAGGUUUUAGGAAUGAUGAAGUGAUGGAAGUGCUUAUGUCAUAACCUAAUUACUUCCUCUCCUUAAAUGCUCCUACAUCUACACUCCCAAGGUAGUUGUUAUUUGGCUGCGAGGCAGAUAGUUCUACAUCUGGAAAUCAGUCAAUUCAUUAUCAUUCUAUUGUGGAAAGAAAGUAACAGGACUCCUCUUCGUGGUAAAUAUAGUUCUAUUUCUAAAGGUAUUUCCAGGUAGCGGUAGCAUUAAAAGGUGACAUGUAUUGGAAGAUUUUGACAGCAGUUCUCUGCUUCUAUGCAGUUGUUCCUGUCAGAGUAUCAACAACAGCAGCUCCCAUCACAACUAGUGAUGCCCUAUCAACAACCACAGAUGCCAACACUACAAUCACAGCUGCCAACACUACAACCACAGCUGCCAACACUACAACCACAGGCGCACCAACAACAACCGCAACUGACAACAUAACAACCAUAGAUGCCAACACCACAACAACAGCUGUCCCAACAACAGCCACAGCUGCCAACACUAUUACCACAGCUGCCAACACUACAACCACAGCUGCCAACGCUACAACCACAGGCGCACCAACAACAACCGCAGGUGACAACAACACAACAGCUGUCCCAACAACAGCACCAGCUGCCAACACUACAACCACAUCUGCCAAAACCACAAACACAGAUGCCAACACUAUUACCACAGCUGCCAACACUACAACCACAGCUGCCAAUGCUACAACCACAGGCGCACAAACAACAACCGCAGCUGACAACAUCACAACCAUAGCUGCCAACACAACAAACACAGCUGUCCACACUACAACCACAGCUGCCAACAUUACAACCACAGCUGUCCACACAACAACCACAGCUGCCAACGAUACAACCAAAGCUGCCAACACCACAACAACAGCUGUCCCAACAACAGCCAUAGCUGCCAACACUACAACCACAGGUGCCAAAACCACAAACACAGAUGCCAACACUAUUACCACAGUUGCCAACACUACAACCACAGCUGCCAAAGGUACAACCACAGGAGCACCAACAACAACCACAGCUGCCAAAACCACAAACACAGAUGCCAACAGUAUUACCACAGCUGCCAACACUACGACCACAGCUGCCAACACUACAACCACAGCUGCCAACACUACAACCACAGGCGCACCAACAACAACCACAGCUGACAACAUCACAUCCAUAGCUGCCAACACCACAACAACAGCUGUCCCAACAACAGCCACAGCUGCCAACACUACAACCACAGCUGCCAAAACCACAAACACAGAUGCCAACACUAUUACCACAGCUGCCAACACUACAACCACAGCUGCCAACGCAACAAACACAGCUGUCCACACUACAACCACAGCUGCCAACAUUACAACCACAGCUGUCCACACAACAACCACAGCUGCCAACGAUACAACCAAAGCUGCCAACACCACAACAACAGCUGUCCCAACAACAGCCAUAGCUGCCAACACUACAACCACAGGUGCCAAAACCACAAACACAGAUGCCAACACUAUUACCACAGUUGCCAACACUACAACCACAGCUGCCAAAGGUACAACCACAGGAGCACCAACAACAACCACAGCUGCCAAAACCACAAACACAGAUGCCAACAGUAUUACCACAGCUGCCAACACUACAACCACAGCUGCCAACACUACAACCACAGCUGCCAACACUACAACCACAGGCGCACCAACAACAACCACAGCUGACAACAUCACAUCCAUAGCUGCCAACACCACAACAACAGCUGUCCCAACAACAGCCACAGCUGCCAACACUACAACCACAGCUGCCAAAACCACAAACACAGAUGCCAACACUAUUACCACAGCUGCCAACACUACAACCACAGCUGCCAACGCAACAAACACAGCUGUCCACACUACAACCACAGUUGCCAACAUUACAACCACAGCUGUCCACACAACAACCACAGCUGUCAACGAUACAACCAAAGCUGCCAACACCACAACCCCAGCUGCCAACACUACAACCACAGCUGCCCCCACAACAACCACAGCUGUCCCCACAACAGCCACAGCUGACAAUAUCACAACCACAGCUGCUAAAACUACAUCCGCAUUUGUCCACACAACCACAGCUGCCAACACUACAACCCCAGCUGCCACCACAACAAUCACAGCUGCCAACGAUACAACCAAAGCUGCCAACACCACAACAACAGCUGUCCCAACAACAGCCAUAGCUGCCAACACUACAACCACAGGUGCCAAAACCACAAACACAGAUGCCAACACUAUUACCACAGUUGCCAACACUACAACCACAGCUGCCAAAGGUACAACCACAGGAGCACCAACAACAACCACAGCUGCCAAAACCACAAACACAGAUGCCAACAGUAUUACCACAGCUGCCAACACUACAACCACAGCUGCCAACACUACAACCACAGCUGCCAACACUACAACCACAGGCGCACCAACAACAACCACAGCUGACAACAUCACAUCCAUAGCUGCCAACACCACAACAACAGCUGUCCCAACAACAGCCACAGCUGCCAACACUACAACCACAGCUGCCAAAACCACAAACACAGAUGCCAACACUAUUACCACAGCUGCCAACACUACAACCACAGCUGCCAACGCAACAAACACAGCUGUCCACACUACAACCACAGUUGCCAACAUUACAACCACAGCUGUCCACACAACAACCACAGCUGCCAACGAUACAACCAAAGCUGCCAACACCACAACCCCAGCUGCCAACACUACAACCACAGCUGCCCCAACAACAACCACAGCUGUCCCCACAACAGCCACAGCUGACAACAUCACAACCACAGCUGCUAAAACUACAUCCGCAUUUGUCCACACAACCACAGCUGCCAACACUACAACCCCAGCUGCCACCACAACAAUCACAGCUGCACCAACGACAACCACAGCUUCACCUGCAGCGACAACAGCCACUUCCACAAUGACCUCAGCUUCACCUUCGACAACCACAGCUGCACCUACAGCAACAACAGCUUCUCCCACAACAACCACAGCAACAUCAACUCCAGCUCCUGUUACAAAUACAAUAGAUCCUACAAGAACAGUGGCAGCUUCAAAUUCCUGCUGCAGCGCUAUGGGAAGAAACAGACUUCAAGAAAUGGUCACUUUACUACUUGCUUUAAUGCUGAUCUAUUUCUUCUGAACAGAAUAGCUCUAGGACUCAAUUAAACCCAUUAAGUAUAAGAUAUUCCACAAUAAAGGCAUAUGUAUUUUCAGCUAUUAAGAUUAAGAGAUGUUAAGAAACGGCUAAUACUAGCUUAUUUAAAGUAAUUGCUUGUCAUUAUGGUUAUGUAUAAAACUGUUAGUCUAUUUUGUUUUGUACAAAAUUGACCUCAAUAGAAAAUAAAUCACUAAAUAAUGCUAGUAAAGUGAUGAAGCUAAUUCUGCUAAUGCCAGAACCUGGAUUAUUGUUUGAAUGAAAGUAAAUGUGUUAUGUUUUGCUAAUUAAUAUUUAUAUUUGUUUUAGUAUAUCGCAAUAGCUUAUGAAUAAUAUAAUAUGAAUACAUUUGUAUCAUAUGAAAUUAACGAAUUAAAUUAGAAAAUUAUCUUGGGAACCUAAAGGUCUAUUCAGUAAUAUAUAUAUUUCCUUCCUUAUUGUAACCCAACUAUUGGCAUACAUUGAAAUCUUUGGAAAUAACUUUGAAAACUCUUGAAUAAAUAAUGGCAUACAAAUUUUUUGAAACAAGUAAUUUUUUUCAUUUCACUUCACCAAUUUGGACUAUUUUGUGUGUGUGUCCAUUACAUGAAUUCCAAACAAAAAUCCAUUUAAAUUACAAGUUGUAAUGCAACUAAAUAGGACAAAAGCCAAGGGGGAUGAAUUAUUUUGCAAGGCACUGUACAGCCACAACAACCACAUAUUCUCUGACAAUAACUACAGCAUCUACAACAUCCACAACAGUUUCCUGUACAACAACCAUAGUGAUAAGAUAAUUAUCUAAUAAAGGUAAAUGAAUCAAUAAACCAUGAUGAAUUAUUAGUCAUACAGCAUGGUUAAUGAAUAAUCAAUGUAAUGAUCAAUGUAGGGAUCGAUUAGUCUGAUUAGUUCCGGAAAGUCCAGGAACCACUGGAGAGGGAAAUAAAUGUGUGUAUGCCAUUAGGAGGGACAGCAGGAGACAGAUGGUCAAGGGAGUAAAAGCUUCAAAGAGUUCCUAACCUUGAGGGAAAAGAACAGGCUGAGCUCUGGAUAGUGGUAAACAAGUGUGUGAAGUCUAUGGGGGAUGCAUGUCACCAACAGUUUGUGUGUAAAUGCAUGUGCGUAAGAAAGCAAGAACUAUAUAAUGACUGUUUUGUUAUCCUGACCUCAGAACGUUCUCUGAAUAAAGCUACAGAAACCUUUUGCAGAAAGCUGAGUCCUUGCCUAAUUAUUUUAACCCAUUGUCUUACAAACCUUGGGUAUUAGUCAAGGCGAAUUGAUUAUUGAUUAUUAUCAUCAAGAUAUUAAAUUCCUUUAACAAUUGGUCCUAUUCGAGUCGGAUUUCAAUACCCGCUCCUGUCGUUCCAAGGAGACACCAAAACCGUGCACAGGCGGAUGAAAUAUCCGUAAAUCAAAGACCUGGCCCUUUUCUGUGGGUUCUUUACAGGCCGGUGGCAAACUGGUAUGCGACAGAAGCGGUGACGAGAUCCAACCUACAUUGAAUUAUCAGCUGC